UUAAUCUAUGUCGUUGCGAAGAGGUUAUCGAAUAUUUUCUUACUUAUUCUAUAUGUUUGCAAGGUUUACAGACAUUUUAAUAAAAAAAAAAAAAAAAAAAAGAAAAAAAAAAAAAAGAAUAAUUUUAACUUUUAUAUGUAUUUUUGUACAGUUUUUAUUUUUAUAUAUGCAUUAUUUGUGAUUAGAAAAAAAUCAAGAUAAUUUUUGUAAAAAUCUUUGUUGUGUAUUUUUGUAUAAUCUUGUUGUGUAUUUUUGUAUAAUCUUGUUGUGUAUAAUUAUAUAACCUUUUUAUUUAUUUUAUUAUUGAACUUUUUAAAAUUAUUAGAAAUUAUUAAAUAAAUAAACUAAUUUAUAUAUAAAAAAAUAUACAAAAUAUAUAUAUGUGACAUGUAGAAAAACUAAUUUGUAUUUAAAAAAUAUAAAAUAUAUACAUCUUUAUGAUUCUCUUCGAAUCGUGUAACGAGUAGAGCAUACUUUUCCUUGAUUCUGAUCAUUGGUUUGUGUUUCUGUUAAGGAAAAUCUUUAUAAUUCUGAAUUUAAAAUAACACAGAUUUUCCUAAAAAAUGGCAUAUCGUGAUCGUGAACGUAAUGAUAGAAGAGGAGGAGGAGCACGUGGUGGAGGCCGUUUUAAUGGUCGAGAUGGAAAUAGUGGAGGUGGAAGAUUUAGUAGUAAUUCCAAUAGAGAUAGUAAUUUUGGAAACAAUAAUUUUAAAAACAGACAACCUGGAGAACGGUUACGGAAACCAAGAUGGGAUAUGAGUACAUUACAACCAUUUAGAAAAGAUUUUUAUCAGCCACAUCCUAAUGUUACAACUCGAAGUUCACAUGUAGUUGAAGCUUAUCGUUCUGAUAAAGAAAUUACUGUGAAAGGAACAAAUGUACCAGGUCCAAACAUAUAUUUUGAGGAAGGUGGAUUUCCAGAUUAUGUGUUAAAUGAAAUUCAUAGACAAGGUUUUGGAGAACCAACUGCAAUUCAGGCACAAGGUUGGCCUAUUGCUUUAUCUGGACGUGACAUGGUUGGAAUUGCUCAAACUGGAUCUGGAAAAACAUUGGCAUAUAUUUUACCAGCAAUUGUACAUAUAAAUCAUCAACCAAGAUUAAAUCGAAAUGAUGGACCUAUAGCUCUAAUUCUGGCACCAACAAGAGAACUUGCACAACAAAUUCAACAAGUUGCAUCAGAUUUUGGUAUCUCAUCACAAGUAAGAAAUACUUGUAUUUUUGGUGGAGCUCCAAAAGGUCCUCAAGCUCGUGAUCUUGAACGAGGUGUUGAAAUUUGUAUAGCAACACCUGGACGUCUUAUUGAUUUUUUAGAACGAGGUACAACAAAUUUACGUAGAUGUACAUAUUUAGUACUUGAUGAGGCUGAUAGAAUGCUUGAUAUGGGUUUUGAACCACAAAUUAGAAAAAUUGUAGAACAAAUACGACCUGAUAGACAGACUCUUAUGUGGUCUGCAACAUGGCCAAAAGAAGUUCGUAAUCUUGCAGAAGAAUUUUUAACUGAUUAUAUACAAAUUAACAUUGGUUCUCUACAAUUAGCUGCUAAUCAUAAUAUUCUCCAAAUUGUUGAUGUAUGUGAAGAAUAUGAAAAAGAGGGUAAACUUAUGAAACUUUUAGAAGAAAUAUCAAAUGAACCAGAAAAUAAAACUAUCAUUUUUGUUGAAACUAAGAGAAAAGUAGAUGAUAUAACACGUGCAAUUAAUAGAUAUGGAUGGCAAGCAAUUGGCAUCCAUGGUGAUAAAAGUCAACAAGAAAGAGAUUAUGUAUUAAAUCAGUUCCGGAAUAGCAGAUCUGCCAUUCUAGUAGCUACAGAUGUUGCAGCAAGAGGAUUAGAUGUGGAAGAUGUUAAGUUUGUGAUAAAUUUGGAUUACCCGUCCAAUUCGGAAGAUUAUGUACAUCGGAUCGGACGUACGGGACGGUCACAGCGUACCGGAACCGCGUACGCAUUUUUCACUCCCGGUAAUGCACACAAGGCUAGUGACUUAAUACAAGUUUUAGAAGAAGCAAAACAAGUUGUAAAUCCUAAAUUAUACGAAUUAUCGAGAAAUCCAGGCAUUUAUAAAAGAGGUCGUUAUGGAGGACGUAGCGGAGGUGGCAGUGGACGUGGUUCUGGAGGCCGCGGUGGCGGCGGUUCACGAGGUUCGCGAGGAGGUCGUGAUGGAGAUAGAGGUGGAAGAUUUGAUCGUUCUAAUAAUGGUAGUGGUGGAGAUCGAGGAAAUAAAUGGAAUGGCAAUAAUAGCAGUAUGACUUCAAAUAAAAAUUGUGGUAUGGGAAGUGGCAGUUAUAAUAGUAAAGUAUUUUCUCAAAACAAUUAUGGUGGAGGCUCUGGUGGUGGUUCCAACAGUUAUAGUCAAAAUGGUGGAUAUGGAGGAAGCGGGGGAGGAAGUAGUGGCAGUAAUUAUAGACAAAAUGGUUAUUAAUUUUAAAAUAAUUAAUUUUAAGAAAAACUUUUAUGUAAUAUAGUAAAAAAACAAGAAAGAAACAGAAAAAUAUUCUAUUUCAUUAGAACAUGUUUUCUAUGUAGUGUAGUUUUUAUCAUGACUAAACAUGUUCUGUUCAAAUAGAAUAUUUUUUCUAUAUAACGUGCUUCUUACGCUAACUAAACAUAAAGUAGAAUAAAAUUCACGUAAUAGCGAUUAAAACAAUAUAAUUAAAUGUAUUAGAAGAUUUAGAUUAUGAUAAUUUAAGGAUAUUAAUAAGCAUUCUUUUUUAUAAUAAAAAAAAAAAAGAAAAAAGAAAAAAAUGUACAUGUAAAUGUAAUAGCAGAUCACAUUACUGCUGAUUUUUAACUUCGAUUUUUGCAAAUAUAAUAUUAUUUUCAUGGAAUUUUAUGCUUCAUUGUUUGAAAAUGUUAGAUACUUAAUAUAGAUUAGAAAAAAAUAAAAACGAAAAUUUAAUUAUAAAAUAUAAUAAGAAAUAAUAAAAAAUAAUGUUUUUUUAAAUAAAGGAGAUUAAGAAACAUAAAUAAUGAAAAAAAUUAAUUUCAAAACAAUUAGAUUAAUAAUAAUAUUAUAAUUUGUGGUAAUUAUAAAUAUUGUUUAAUUUACAGAAAUUCGAUUCUUCUGUAAGUAUUGACAUAAAUUGUAAAUGCAUGAAUUAUUUAUAUCAUUUCAAAUAUACAAUACAUUGCACUGUAUUAAAGGGGUAUAAAACUCUAUGCAUUAUAAUAUUAAAAAUUUAAUAAGAUAAUAUGAAUAUAAAAUAUUUAAAUAAUUUUAGAUAAAAUUCUAUAUAUAUAUAUAUAUAUAUAUAUAUAAAUAUAUAAAUAUAUAUAUAUUUAUAUUUAUAUAUAGAUUCCUUAUUCAGAAAAAAUUGCAUUCAUUAAAUUUUUUAUUAAAUUUAAGGGUAUUAUAUUAAAAAAUCAUAUUACUUUGAGAUAUUGUUAUAAUUAUUAUAUUUUUCAUACGUAUUUUGUCAAAAAGAAAAAAAAAUGAUUAUUACAUUUAACAUUAAUAUCGUUCAUAAAAUAUUACAAUGAUAUGUGUCGUUGUGAAUGAUUAAUGUUAAUGCUUUAAAAAAAGAUAUUUAUCAUUUAAGAUAAAGAUUUAUCAUAUGAUCCAGAUCAGAAUCUAUUGAUUCAUUCCAAUAUUCUCUACAAUUACACUUUAGCGAUAUUAUUAGAGCUAUAACUGCCGAUUACGUGUGCCUGUCUAAUUAUUUUUGCGAUAAUAGAAUUCACAUUGUAACAUCAUUAGUCAUUUAUCAUAGUAUUUAUCAUAUAAUAUAUUUAUGUGUAAAUUUCAGUGUUUUAUAACUUUGCGUGAAUAUAUUUUUUGAUGUUAAAUAAAUUAAAAGAUCAUUAGAUCAGAA
Molecule: messenger RNA, 3807 nt
Organism: Apis cerana (Asiatic honeybee)
Lineage: Eukaryota; Metazoa; Arthropoda; Insecta; Hymenoptera; Apidae
Molecular function (GO): ATP binding; nucleic acid binding; RNA helicase activity
Source: RefSeq, a predicted model, not a curated record